AUGAAGUCCUCCAAUCCCCUCUAUAUUCUCGGCUUUCUCACUGUUGCACUUGUGGCUAGCCAUGCUGCCUUGCCGCCUGAACUCUACUGGAAAUCUGUCCUGCCAAACACACCCAUGCCAAAAGCUGUUAGUGAUCUUCUGGAACCAGACUUCUUGGAAGACAAGAGCACUACGGUAAACGUUGGAAAGGGCAGUGGCGUGAACGUGAACACCGGCAAGGGGAAACCCAGCAGUCGAACAAACGUCGACGUCGGCAAAGGUGGAGUGGUUGUCAACGCCGGUAAACCUGGGGGCAGAACAAACGUCGGCGUAAGCAAAGGUGGUGUUGGCGUCAGCACCGCAAAGCCCGACGGCGGAACAAACGUCGGAGUAGGCAAAGGCGGAGUAUCAGUAAACACAGGAGGAAAAGGAAAGAGGCCCGUUUACGUCGGAGUAAGCCCGACGUAUAACCCAUUCUUGUACAGUUACGCUGCCACCGAGGAUCAACUACACGACAACACCAACGCAGCAAUCUUCUUCCUGGAAAAAGACAUCCACGCUGGCAAAGUAAUGAACUUGGACUUCACCGAAAGCCACCAUGUGUCGACCUUCUUACCUCGACAAGUGGCUGGUUCGAUACCCUUUUCAUCCGAGAAGCUGCCCGAGAUCCUGAACCAGUUCUCGGUUGAACCCGAGUCCCAAGAAGGCAAGACGAUGAAGAACACGGUAGAGGAAUGCGAGAGGCCCGCGAUCAAAGGAGAGGAGAAGUACUGUGCCACAUCGCUCGAGUCGAUGGUUGAUUUCAGCACCUCAAAGCUUGGGAGGAAUGUUGAGGCGAUCUCUACAGAAGUGAAGGGCAGAGAAGGUCAGAUGAAGCAGGAGUAUGAGAUCAAAGACGGAGUAAAGAAGUUGCCAGGUUAUAGGUCUGUGGUUUGCCACAACCAGAAGUAUGCUUACGCUGUGUUCUACUGCCAUACAACACAAACCUCAAGGGCGUACGUCGUUCCUAUGGAGGGUGCCGACGGAAAGAAGGUGAAUGCAGUCGCCGUGUGUCAUACGGAUACUUCAGGGUGGAACCCCAAGCAUUUGGCUUUCCAGCUGCUGAAAGUUAAACCAGGGAGCGUUCCAGUCUGUCAUUUCCUUCCUCAGGAUCAUAUUGUCUGGGUUCCCAAGAAGUAG
Linum trigynum is the source of this 1158-nucleotide messenger RNA. NCBI's taxonomy places the organism in Eukaryota, Viridiplantae, Streptophyta, Magnoliopsida, Malpighiales, Linaceae. The record is from the annotation of a GenBank genome assembly.